Molecule: messenger RNA, 2350 nt
Organism: Schizophyllum commune H4-8
Lineage: Eukaryota; Fungi; Basidiomycota; Agaricomycetes; Agaricales; Schizophyllaceae
Exons: 3
Coding region: 36-1853 (605 amino acids)
Molecular function (GO): protein binding
Source: RefSeq, a predicted model, not a curated record
GCUCUCAUCCACAAAAUCAACCGGCUUCUACAAAGAUGCCCAUGCUCUCGGAUGGUGGCAAUCACGAACAACUCGAGACAUGCGAAGAUAGUCUGUCGGUGCUAUACCAGCACGACCCACAUCUAGGCGUUCGAUGGGGUAUCUCAGAGAUGCUCACCGAGCCCCUUCUUGUCCUUCCAGAACAGGGACGCAGUACAACGGAUACGGCAAAACUGGACGAAUAUAUUGCGUCGUUCUGCGCACAUCUGGCUGCUUUGAGAAGUCGUCGCAAUCUGACUGUUCCCGCCGUCCGCUUGCCUGACGAGCUCUUAUCGGAAAUCUUCGUGCUCACCUGCUUCUCGGAUAGGCCGCUACUCCGCGGUCGACUACAGUCGUGGACCCACUUGAUGUUGGUAUGUCGACGAUGGCGUGCAAUCGGCGUUUCUACACCCAGUCUCUGGAGCAGGAUGCACGUCGGGACGCGAGCUCGUGACCCAGCGCAUCUAAUCCUACCGUCGCCGCCUCAAAGGAUCCGCUGCAAAAAUCAUCCUCUCACCGUAACUAUCGACCUCGAACGAGACUCAACCGGGCAGGCCACGUGUACCCUGCUGCCGGUUCUCGCACCUCAUUUUGAUCAGUUCAUGUCGCUCAAACUGAGCGGAACAGAAUUUUGUCUACAAAAAUUUCUGGACUCUUACACCGCGAGUCGCCGCGUAGGCUUGCAGAUGUUAUCACUCAUCCUCCAGCCUGCGAACGACCGCGUCCCUUUCGUCCUGUCCCAUGAAGCGACACAAAACAUCGUGCCCUGCCUUCGCACGCUCUACCUCCGAGACGUCGCAGUAGAUUGGGAUGCUCUCCGGGAUCUACAAAGUCUGACGAUGUAUUUCUACUCGUUCCUUGAGAGUGAUGCACCUCAACCGAUAACUCUCUCUGCCCUGCUCUCCAUGCUACGCCGCUCUCCACACCUAACAAAAUUCCACCUCCUAACACGCAAUGGGUUGGACAUGCUAGACGCACAGACAGGAUCUGUUCAUCUUCCUUGCCUCCGUUAUCUCUACCUGACGGCCCAUCCAUUGCUCUGUGCAGCCAUACUCGCUUCUAUCCAUAUGCAAUCAUGGUCCGAAAUCGUUAUUCAGACCUCGGAUGUGCCGGAGAACGAAUACCAGCGCCUUCAUGACGCGCUGGGAGGUUUGUUCGACCGACCUGGCGCGCCCGCGAUGCGUUGCAUGCGCCUCACUAGCAGCCCGGUGGUCCUGUUCGCAACAGACUUGUCAGCGGAUGAACGACAACCUGUCGAAAUUCCAAGGGAGUCGGGAGCGAGGCUCUCUAUAACUGGAUAUCCCGAUGAUAGUCCUGAGAUGCAGGGGCGCCUGCUGGCGCGGCUACUGAGCGCGGUACCUGCCCGAACAAUCACAUCUCUCGAUUGUGGACCUAGGGCCCUGCUGCAGCGGCAAGAUCUCUGCCUCCUGAUACUCCGCGCGCUUCCUUCGCUUCAGUGGAUCUCGUGUCGUGGAGGGCACGACGAGUACCAAAUCUGGUUCGACGCGCUUCGGGACUGGGCUGGCAGCGUUGGGUCGGACCACAAGCUGCGCAGCUUUCGCUGGGACUUGGAGGAGGAUAACUCAGCACCCACCGUCGCAUCGCUCAGCGAGCGCGUCAGACGUGUCUCCAAAGACCUGCAGGAUGUCCUUGACGCAUGCGCGCGAGGCGGAUUGGCGAUACGCAGGCUUGUCAUAUCCUCGGAAUGGCAAUCGCACAACAUGGUGGCAGUAAUUAACCUGGUUACGCACGCUCGUGGGAUGGGCGUAAAGGUCGACAUGGUGCCGGAUUCGGUUUACUGCGAAAUCCUGUUCGCCACUCCAGAGGCGGAGUAGACGGCCGGUCCGGAGGUGUCGUGCUGACCAGAGACGGUGUCAAGUACGGGAGGUGUGGGGAGCUGUCCUGACGGAAAAAUAUGUCCGCAUAACGGAGUAUUACUUAUAUGGAAUGGAUGGCAGUGUCACCUACCGUACCGUAUCAGUGUAUCACUCGACGUUCUGGGGGUUGAAGGUCGAACAUUGAGGCAGAAUACCAUGCAUUGAUAACAGAAGGUGUAUAAGAAACGAGUGUGGUAGCUCACCAUCGAGCUUCGAGGGAGGGUGAAACGCGGAGUAGAAUGUCCUUGUCGAAUAGCACUGUACGUGGGGCUCGCGUCUUUCACGACCGAGCGCUGCGAUAGAUGAUGCUACAGAGGUUGAAUUGUAUAUCACAGGUUGAGCAUGUAUGUACACAUCAGUAUGUAUGUAGGUAGGAGAAGGAACAAGCAAGUACCAUGGGCAUGCAAAAAAGGUGCCAUGGGGGUAUGAUGGAGAUGGCAAGGGUCGAGAAGAUG